AAGGAUCCUAGAUAAAAAUGCUUAUAUGUUAUCGAACCCUCCACUUGUGCACUCGGAUAUUUUCCUUUGGGAAUACAUUUGUACUGGUAUACUGAAGAUAACUGAAGAGGUAUAGAAUUAAAAACAGAAAUAAAAUGAUCGAUUGUAUAUCUAUUAGAUAUUCCGUGUGGUCAGGAAGAACGAGUUUGGAAAGAUUAUUGAUCAUAACAUCGUUGGUUAUGUUUAUAUUGAGUAUAAGCCUUAUUAUAUCUCUAGCAGUUAUAGAUAAAAAGCUUUCAGAUGCGAAAACUUCACCAACACCUGAAGAUGAAACUACUGUUAGUCUGGACUAUACUACUUCAAGCCCAGAAUCUAAUAAUUAUAGCACUGCUGAAAAUCCCAAUAAUGGCACUUCUGAAAAUCCCAAUAAUGGCACUUCUGAAAAUACCAAUAACGGCACUUCUGAAAAUCCCAAUAACGGCACUUCUGAAAAUCCCAAUAACGGCACUUCUGAAAAUCCCAAUAACCAAUAACGGCACUUCUGAAAAUCCCAAUAACGGCACUUCUGAAAAUCCCAAUAACGGCACUUCUGAAAAUCCCAAUAAUGGCAAUUCUGAAAAUCUCAACAGUAGCACUGAAAAAAUUAUAACUAACGAAAGCACGGGAUAUGAAGACCCUAACAGAACUAAAAACUUAGAAACACUAUAGCAAUACACCAAAUGCAGUACCUAAACAUAAAACAAUUGCUGUAAAUUCUAAUUCUUAAAAUAUCGUAAAGUCAAAAUUCCGAUGACGAUACCGUAAACCGAAAAUUUCGAAGAAUACCUUAAACUCAAAAUCUAGAAGUAAUUUACUUCCAUUAGUUAGUAGUCAAAACUUACAUUAUUUUAACCCAGAUUUUGAAAUUUACAGUUUGGCCAUGAAUUCAAAAAUGUGAAAUUAUUAGCCUCUCCUCAAGUCAAAACAACAGACAUUAAUAAUAAUUUUCAGAAUCUGAAACUCGAAAGAAAAAUUAGAUUUAAAGAGAAAUAACACAGCAAAUUAUUCAUGUAAAGCAUGUCACAAUAUUAAUUAAUUAUCUUUAAAUUAACUUAACUUGAAAACAUAUUCUGUUUUACAAACGUUCGAUUUAUAUUAUUUCCUGUAAAUACUAAGGGUGUGUAAACUAGAAUCUGGAAUAUGAAAGUUAAUUUAUUUUGAAAGUUAUGGGGUUACAAAAUAAAACAUAUUUAGUUAGUCUAUUAGUUUAACGAAAUCGUAUAUGUCUGUACUCCAUAGUCUGUUGUCCUUCGAAUCUUUUCACACGUUUCAAAAAAUUCUGGAAAUCCUCAAUCGUAAAAUGGUGGCGCUUGUUCUGAAUUCAUUUGCAAGGCUCUGCAGUGGAAUUGGCCUCCUAUACUCUCCGUCAUACACACUCUACUUUAAGUGACAUCAAAUUUGUUUAAUUCGUGUCAGUUGGGGUACAUUAUGUGCAUUAUUUUCCUAUGUCAUGUUAAAGUCAAAGUCAAAGUCAAAGUCAAAGGCAUUAGUGGAAUGUCACCGUAUUUGACAAAAUCACGUAAAACACUGGUCUCUUCUUGAUAUACUCCAUACCCAUACCGAUACUUCCGUGUUGCUGCUAAGUUUAAAUAAUGCGAUGAAGGUCCGUCAUUGCCCGCGCGGACUUAUAGAUACCCAAGCCUAAACCUUUGUCAGGAGCUUUGCAUAACAUUUAAACUUCAUAUUUGGCAUAACGUCUUUUCCAGCGGCGCAUGCAGGGGACACAAUGUUUUUUAAAAAAGUCUUUCCGUCCUGUUGACAUUAAGAGGGCCUCUUUUAGCAUGCUCAUUAUAAGUAGUGAGGGGCCAACAUAUCCGGAUGGACCACCCUCGAAAAAUUCUUGUGGAUUUUUCGACUCAUUCGAAUUCUAUCACGGUAUUCUCAGAGCGGUAGGCUGCAACCUUGAUCAGCGCUCUCACAAGACGGCACUGGUUGCAAUCAGGCUAACUUAGCUUUGAAAACAAAAAUGUUUCUUGUUUUCACGACCAAGUUUUGGUCAACAUACGACGAGUUUGCAUGGAAAAUGAACAAAUAUCGUUCAUUAGUUUCUUUUAUAUUUGCAGAAUAGGCUAGAAGUGAUAAAUUUUUUGAUGUUUGUUGAUAAUGGAAUAUGAAACUCCCUUGGGGAUUAGGAGAAGAGCAACCGAGACGAAAAGGAAGGCACGUGCCAAAAGUGCCCCAAUGUACGAGCGCACCGGGUCCUUCCCUUUUCCACUGUAAAACCUUUAUUUCAGUGCCAUCCAGUCAAAAAAAAAAAGACUCGUCGUCCUAGUGUGUCCAGUCUCGAAUUAUAUGAAUAACAACACGAACG
This is a messenger RNA of Centruroides sculpturatus (bark scorpion), 2329 nucleotides long. RefSeq lists its product as uncharacterized. NCBI's taxonomy places the organism in Eukaryota, Metazoa, Arthropoda, Arachnida, Scorpiones, Buthidae. The record is from RefSeq and is a predicted model, not a curated record. The transcript is spliced from 4 exons. Bases 135 to 512 code for a protein of 125 amino acids.